AAUAAAGGGCAGAAAUAAAGAGCCGAGCUCUUGCAAAUUGCAAUGAUAUAUCAUUAUCCCUGUUAGAGAAUUUCUGUCUAUUAUUACCCACUCCAUCAUAAUAAAGAUUAAUUUUCUAUUUAUUUUUUUUAUUUUUAUCACUUAAAAAGAUUAAUCAAACCACUCCAUUAAUCAUUAAGAAUCUCUCUGAACCAAUCGCUUUCUUUCAUCAAACAGAAGCAUCUCACCUGCUCUCUAUCACUUACUAUCUCCAACUCGUUCUCCUUAAGCCCCACCUCAUUCACAAACAAGGAAGAAUAUUUCUUCUUUUUUUUUUCCAACUUCAGUUUCUUGUGAGAUAAAGGUUUCUUGGAAAUUUUGGAGAGAGAUGUAUGUUCUUCGCUUCAGGGGAGGUUCGGGAUGAGAAUUAAAAGAAGUAGACAAGAAAAAGAUUGUAAUGAGCAAUAACAAUCUUGGGCUUGCAGCAGAAAUAAUAAUCAUGGCCAUUGUCGUAUCAGUGAUAUUAUUGUUUGUAGGCAUUGGGUUAUUAGUCUUUAUCCAUGCUUGUAUUAUUGGAAGAAGUUUUAGAAACAAUGACCCUGCAAAUGAUCCGACAGGCAGCACCGACAGUCCUGGAAGAACAACAAGCAUAUCUGCAGAUGAUUUGGAGAAGCUUCCUAGCUUUGAUUUCAUAGCAAAAAGCAAAGGAAGUAGUCCAGUUGAUUGUGCUGUUUGCUUAGACAAUUUCAGGGCUGGUGAUAAAUGUAGAUUGUUGCCUAUAUGCAAGCAUAGUUUUCAUGCUCAAUGCGUUGAUGAGUGGCUUCUGAAGACGCCUAUUUGUCCAAUUUGUAGAGCAAGUGCUGGUUCAAGAAGGGGAGGCGUAGCCAUAGGUGAAGAAAGUAGCCAUUUAAGUGAUACUAGUAUUGAUAUGAGAGGGAAUUUGACAACAGAUUCCAGUAGGCAUUUCAGCGAUGAUGCUGGUGUUGAAUUGAGAGGGAGCAAUACAACAGGAAGUGCCCAAGCAACAAUUAAUGCUGGAAAUGAAUUAACCCAGAACCAAACAGAUGUUAUUGAAACAACCCAGUUAAGCUCCAAUCCUUGAUCUUCUCUUUUUCCUUCUGGUAUUAGUUUACAGAAAAUGGCAAAUUGAAAUAUGCAGCUAUCGUUAAGCCAAGACUAUUAAGUAAUGGAGUGCGAUUUUCUUUUUCCUAAAUGUUUGUGUGAUCAUUUAUAGCAGCUUUCUUUGUCUCUGGUAAGAUGGGAUAAACCACAAAUGUGAAGUUGCUGCUUUGAUGCAUCUUUGUUUUUGAUACUCAUGUUGCAGCUAAUGAUUUUGUUUGAAAAUAAAUAGUUAACUUAGAAAGAUUAAAUUAUAACUACAGAAAUGCACUUUCAA
Ricinus communis (castor bean) is the source of this 1375-nucleotide messenger RNA. RefSeq names its product RING-H2 finger protein ATL39. NCBI's taxonomy places the organism in Eukaryota, Viridiplantae, Streptophyta, Magnoliopsida, Malpighiales, Euphorbiaceae. The transcript has a single exon. The record is from RefSeq and is a predicted model, not a curated record. Bases 437 to 1081 code for a protein of 214 amino acids.